AUGCCAAUCUAUCGUCUCCUCCGUCGCGAUCCCACUGAGAUUGAGAACGAGAGUGACAACCAACAAAGACAGUCUGACAACCCAAGGGCAAGAGUCAUAAUCAUCCUGUGCAGCAUAAUUGCCGCGCUGCUCUGUCUCAACGGGCUUCUUUUUCUUUACUUCUCCCGGAGAUCUGGAUCACAUAAUAGCAGCUGUCGGUCAUCCUAUGCGCAUCUUGAACGCAACCUCUCGAUCCAAAUCUACCAGUCCACCCCGUACGUCUCCGACAACCUCAGCUCCGUCGCCCACCUCUGGGAGUCCCUCAGCGGCGACCCGGGCGUCGUUGCUCUCCCGCAGGCCUUCGUAUCGGAAACGCAUCUGCCGCGUGCCAUGCGUUUCCCAUGGGACCAUGACAAAGGCGUGUAUCUGCUGCAGGGGUUUCACAAUCUGCACUGCUUACGAACCCUCUUCCGAUACGCCUGGACCUCAGAACAACGCCUCCCCCAACGUAUCGCCUUCAGCCACAUCCUGCACUGCCUGGACCAGCUGCGCCAGGACGUCCUCUGUAAUGCGGACGACACGCCGCGAUACGCAGGCUUCCAGAGCCCGCCGGGGACAGGGGCGGGCCAGGUGCGACUAUGCAGGGACUGGGAGCAGCUGGAGCGAUGGGCGGUGGAACGAAGCGCGUGCUUUCGCCACGAGGACGAGACGCCGGGGAGGUUGGUUGAUCGGUUUAAGUUCUGUCCGGGGGGCGAGGGGCUCUGGUCUACGCGCGGGGACGCGGAUUGA
Molecule: messenger RNA, 768 nt
Organism: Aspergillus steynii IBT 23096
Lineage: Eukaryota; Fungi; Ascomycota; Eurotiomycetes; Eurotiales; Aspergillaceae
Exons: 3
Coding region: 1-768 (255 amino acids)
Biological process (GO): mycotoxin biosynthetic process
Source: RefSeq, a predicted model, not a curated record